Molecule: messenger RNA, 1052 nt
Organism: Haliotis rubra (blacklip abalone)
Lineage: Eukaryota; Metazoa; Mollusca; Gastropoda; Lepetellida; Haliotidae
Exons: 10
Coding region: 418-879 (153 amino acids)
Biological process (GO): protein dephosphorylation
Molecular function (GO): protein tyrosine phosphatase activity
Source: RefSeq, a predicted model, not a curated record
AUGAGACAACAGCGGAGAAAUAUGAUUCAGACCAAGGAGCAGUACGCAUGCGUGUACACGACCCUACACGAGGCAGUGAUGAUGGGGGACACGACCUUGACCUUACCUGAAUUUAGACAAGAAAGACGAACAAAGAAGGUGUUCAAGAUGGGGACCACAUCAGUAUCUCAGAUGAUGCAGAGAGUUAAAGUCAGCAUCAAAGAACGUAAGUCAGCUGGGCGCAUCGAGGGCCGUAUGGGGUGAACGGACGGACAGACAUCUUAGCCGUGAUGAUGCCAUCCCACCUGUCCAUGAAUGGCUACCUGUUAACUGAGGCCCUCCGUCACCACGGCGUCUCUGUUCUGGAAACUCACAGAGGAACAGGAGUCUUCCACUGUCAUUGUCCUGCCAGACUCGCUCCAGAAUCUGGCUGGCUACAUGCCUUCUCUAGGACACAGCCUGGACCAGGGAACGGUGAUCGUGUCUUGUUCUACAGAGAACACACUCAACUCAGACAUCGUGCUCCGGAAGAUCAACAGGCAGAUGGAGGGCAGUGAAUCUUCACAACUGGUGCACGUGUACCUUCUGAAGACCUUCCGGAAAGAUGAUCAUUCCUCUCUGUUCUACCUCCUGGAUCAAGUUGACCUCAACACAGGGGAAGAUAACUCUCAUCCACUAACAGUUAUAUUCAGUGAAAAUGAACGGCGAUCAGCGACGUUGUUCUGUAUCCUCAGCAACAUCGUGCAGGGCAUGAAGUACGACAACGUGGUGGAGAUCUACAACCACAUCAGACAGCUGGGACACCUGUGUGAUAAUGAUCUCUCUCAGGCUGACGUCUCGCUGUGUUAUGACAUGGCGUCAUCGUAUCUGGAGACACAGAAUAUUUACGCCAACAUGUGAUGGGGUCCAGCAUCACUGACCACGUACAUCCACUCUGAACAUGUCCAUCAGUACAACUAACAUCAUGCUAUCUGGAGACACAGAAUAUUUACGCCAACAUGUGAUGGGGUCCAGCAUCACUGACCACGUACAUCCUAUCUGGAGACACAGAUUAUUUACGCCAACAUGUGAUG